AAACUACGUACUCCAGUAGCCUAUGCACGUCUCCACUGUUCAAGCGCAUACUGGCACAGAGAACUGUAAGGUGUACGGUUGGUGACGCUCCCCGAAGAUUAGAAAAGUUAGCGCGAGGAAAGAGUUGGAAAAUACCAUGUUUCAAAUGUAAAUGAUGGCAGCUAUGGUAGAGUCAGACAACCGUACUGGGAUUCUGCUUCGAUGUAGAUCGGAGGGAACACUGAUAGAUCUAGAUGAUAAUGUGACCAUCAACAACAAACCCGACCUUCAUGGGAGCUAUGCUCAUCAGAUUGGAAAAACCUCUGAGUGGCCUGAUCUACCGAAAAAGAUUGAAUAUCCAAAACAUAGUACCAACCCCUUCUGGAAUCAGCUGGGCCAAUCAAAUCCGUUCUUAAAUGAAAUCGUCCACCCGAGCACCUAUGAUUCUGGUGUGUCCAUCCUGAAAGAGGAUCCCAUAUCUUUGUUUGAUAAUAAUAACGAUGACGCAGUCAGCACAUCUUCAGAUGAAGCAAACUAUGCCCAUCUUUUAGCACCCAGACAAGGCAAUCUAAAUCGAUCUGGGAGGUGGAGAAGCGCCUCAGAUAUUCUUGAAAGUCUUGAGAAAAAGGAAAACAAGAGGGAAACGAGACUGAACUCUCAAGGACCAUUCCUGAAUCCUGAUUUUGAGUGGUUGAAAAAUGACAGAGAAGCUUACAAAUUGGCUUGGCUGAGUCAUAGACAGCUAACAAGGUCCUGCUUGGACCUCAGUCAAAUGAAGCAAAGUCCUGGAUGGGCUCAAACCCAGGCUACAGAUAUUCAAAUCACCUGCAAGAUUGACCACAAUGGAGGCUCAGUACAGUUGCCCGACACUGAUAUCACAGCUCAUGUUCCCCAGGGACACGUCCCCCCAGGUGUGAUCCAGGAAAUUGCCCUCAAAGUUCUCCUCAAUCCUCCCACUGGAAUAAACAACAACUACACCACGACUCUGAGCCCUCUUUUAGAGGUCAACCUCAGUAACCUCAGUGUAUCAGGGGGCAUUUUGCUGGAAAUGAGAAUGGCUGCUAAAGUUAGGAAUGACCCCACAAGCCACGUUAUGACUUCACUUGUGGGUCUGGUCUCGGAAAGGAAAGAGGGACCUUUUCAGAAGUUAAAAGACUGUUAUGUAUACAAUGGUGUGUUACAAAUGAAGCUCCUGGAUUUAAAACCUUGCAUGUAUGUCAUAACUGCUGCUGAGGCCACAGUUCUAGAACCACCUGCCAUGUCAGUAUGGGAUUACUUGGAUCGCUUUGUUACUGUGGCUAUCUAUGGUCCAAAGCACAUACACCCAUCCCUCAAAGUGGUGCUGGUCAUCUCAUUCCAUAACAAUAUUCCUCCUAGACUCCCGUUCUCUGACAUCCAGAGGGGUAACAGGAACCUGCCCCCUGUUGUCUUGGAACUUUGGGGAAAACAUCAAUUCAACCCACAUGGUCUUAAAGAUCUUCACAUUGCUUCAAAUGUAUUGAACUCAAACUUUAAUGUGAAAUCAAUGGAUCGAAGUAAAGAAAUCAAACAGGAGCAGCUUAAAGCUGGUCGAGUGCUUCAUAUACCAUUGGAGCUGGCCAAGGUGGGUGGAGGUGAGAUGAGUCCAUUCAAACUCAACAUUGAGGUGAAAGACUCAAAGAGUCUCGCUUUGGGAGACUUUUACAUUACCUCUCCUGACACUGCCCCUCUGAGAUCAGACAAACAUGGCCAUAGGUGGUCAGACCGUCAGAGAGAAGUGACUCGUUCCAUGCCCAUUCCAGAGGAAUCCAUCCCAGAAGUCCUUACCGAGAAAUUUCAGGACAGGCCUGUGAAUUUGCUGUGGUACGGGGUAGCAAUAAAAUCAAUUCUCAGACAACCGAGAGUUGAAUAUCUACUGGAAUAUUUUAAAGGUGAUACAAUUGCUUUGCUCUCCAAUGAAACUGUUAGAUCUGUAGGUCAGCUGAAGGUUAAGGAGUGGUAUAUGGGUUUUCUUCGUGGAAUGAUUGGCCUUGUGCACUGCAAGAACCUUAAGGUCAUAACCAAGGAUCAAGUCAUCGACUUCACUGGAAUUAAGCUCACCACUCAAGUUCUUCUGGACAAUAUGACUAUUCCUUUUAAGAAACUCACGUACAUGUACUCUGCUAUUCAGACCCUGGUCACAGAUCAUGUAAAAUGCUGGAAAACCUUUGCUGAGGCUCUCGGAUACUCUGAUGUCUCCAUUGAUGCUAUCUCCAGGAGACAUGCUGAAACAGAGGCAGAAAAGGUGGCGUGUGUUCUUGAAAAGCUGAAGGAAGACUGUCAUGCCGAGAAGAUUAAGAAAAAGUUUCAGCAUGAGCUUAUUAUUGGGUUGUUAAAGAUGGAUGCUCAAGGCCUUGUAGCCCAUAUCAUCCAGGACAUAGUAAUUCUGUCCACAGCAGUCGAGCUUGGAGCCCGUUGGAGAGAACUUGCAGAGCGACUCGGGAGGCUCUCAAACACUCAGAUUGCUGCAUAUGAGGCUCCACACAGAGGGAAAAAUGGAGAAGUUGGUACACAGUCCAUGUGGAAGCCUGCAUAUGAAUUCCUGUAUGCCUGGAGUAAGCGGUACGGUGAAGGCUACAGGGAUAUGAUCCAGGACCUUCACCUGGCCCUGGAUAAGAUGAAGAGCCCAGUGACCAAGCAGUGGAGACAUAUCACUGGAGCUCUCAUCACGGUUAACUGCAUGGAGAUCCUGAGGGCCGCCACCAUACUCAGAGAUUAGGGCCGGCACUUUCAGAGCACCCCCACUUCAUAUUGAGGUGAACCUGCUGAGUUCAUGUGUGCCUUAUUUUUUUACAUGAUAACAUAUCCAACCUUGAUGGCAUUUUUUCUUUUAAAAGGACUGAAUUUUUGUUACUGUAUACCUGUUUGUAUUUUAUAUGUGUUGUAUUUAUCUAGACUGCAAAAUUAUAGCCAUACUGGUUCAUGUUGAAUUUACUGUGACAUUGAAAUUGUUAAAGAAUUAAACUUUGAAAGAACUUUUGUCUGAUUGCCAAAUGCAAGUCCAAGGCUGUUGGAAUUAGAUUUGCACUUGUAGGUCUCAGAGUUGUUUUUAAGUCACUUAUGCAAUACUAAAACGUUUUAGUGUUGUGUAGCUGUUGGUAGAUAUUUCAUAAAGAAGAUUGUUGUGAAAAAGAAUUAUGAAACACAUUUACAUCAUUCUAGAUGAACUGCCUAAAGGUUACCUACUUUGUUGUCUUUAUUUUAGUUAAACCUAUUUUGUCUGAAUUAUUACAGUAUCUGUCUGUACCUAUGUUUUUAAUAUUCAAAUUUAUAUGUGGAAUAUUUGAAUUGUUACAUGUAUUUUGGUCCUAGUGGAAGGUGAUUCGUUGUGAUUCACUCUUCCUCAGUGUAUCAGUAUGUUGAUUAUUUCAGUAUCACAGGUUACAGCAUUAUAAUAAGUUUUCAUCUAAAUCAAUUUAUCUUUGUUUUACAGGUAUAUUGCAUGACAUUGGCAAAUUGUAUUUAUCUUGUUUUUCAUCAUGUGUACGAGUUUAGUUGCCACUUUAAAGAUGCAAACUACAGUGUUUUAAAGUUAGUCCAUGCAUAAUUGCAAACCUUUCCUAUCUUAGCGGAGUCUUUCAAAUAGAUUUUGUAUUGAUGUAUUUGUUUUCACAUAACUUUCUUUUUAGGCUAAUACAUUUUGAGAUUUGUAUGUAACACUUUUAAAAUAUCACCUUUUGUGUUAUGAAGGUGCUCUAGAAUAA
Molecule: messenger RNA, 3701 nt
Organism: Xyrauchen texanus (razorback sucker)
Lineage: Eukaryota; Metazoa; Chordata; Actinopteri; Cypriniformes; Catostomidae
Product: metastasis-associated in colon cancer protein 1-like
Exons: 5
Coding region: 152-2716 (854 amino acids)
Cellular component (GO): cytoplasm
Source: RefSeq, a predicted model, not a curated record